AUGAGCUCUACAAGACCACGAAGAACGGCGGCGUGGGAUGAAUCAAAUUAUGAUCCAAAUCAAGAUGAGGAUGAGGAAGAAGAAUUUGGUGAAGAAUUUGAGGAGGUAGAGGAGUUUGAAGAAUUAGAGGAGGGCGAAGAUGACGGUGUUGACAUGGACGUAUCAGAGGUAGAGGCAGGAGAGACCGAAGAGUCAUAUGAAGAGGAGGUAGAAAUCGAAGAAAUGCCAAGACGUAAAUAUAGUAAAUUUGAAACUUAUGAAGUUGAUUCGAUAGUUCAAAGGAAAUUUGAAGAAGGUCGUGAAAAGUUUCUGGUUCAAUGGAAAGGUUAUGCGAAGCCUACAUGGGAAUUACGUGAAAAUUUGGAUAAUUGCAGUGAAGCGUUGGAUGCUUUUUUUAAUUUAGUUAAAGAUGCCAAUUUUGAUUCAAAAUCAGAUACCGACUCAAAGCAUGAAAAUUGGAAAGUUUCUAUUAGGGAAGCUUUUGAAGCAAGUCAAAAAUUUGAUUAUGAAAUUUACGAAAAAUUCAUCCUUAGAAGAGGCCUUCUUGAAGUUGGUGAAGGUUAUAAGAUUGAAAAUGUCCCUUUUGAUAACAUUUCAAGUAGGCAAAAUAGUGGUUCUUCUUCAAAAGGCUAA
Molecule: messenger RNA, 633 nt
Organism: Funneliformis caledonium
Lineage: Eukaryota; Fungi; Glomeromycota; Glomeromycetes; Glomerales; Glomeraceae
Source: the annotation of a GenBank genome assembly